AAAUCAUUUUUUUUUCUUUAUCAAACGUUUAGGAAUCUUGAACCUUUACGUGAUUGGAAUUAUCGUUGUUACAACGGUAUCUUAGUGUUUUUUCGACUUAAGAGCUGUUAAUGAAAAGAGCUCGAUAGUUGUUGACCGUGAUCUUAAAACGGUCAUGGCCUACAUUCGAAAUUGUUUACAGAUUGCUUCCAAGAACCUUACAGGAGGCGCUUUCUCGCGCUCUCCAAUAACGUUCAACAAUUGCUUAAAUUCUACUAUUAAUAAAAAUUCAAGAAAUUUUUUAAAUCAGUCAAAUUCUCACGUCUCGCGAUCGAAUAUAUCAACACUUAUUUCACAUUCAGUUCCACAAACUUCAAAUUCUCCUAUACUUCUUCUUUUACAACCUUUGCGCUAUGAAACACAAUAUCAAAGGGCUUUUUCUUGUAGUACUAGUCAAAAAUUCUUUAUUUUUACGCGAAAUUAUGCUCGUAAUAGAUCUAAAUCAAAUGAUUCAAAAUUGAAUUCUAAUUCUGGAUCAGGUGAUAAUAAUUCUAAGAACAAUAGUUCUGAAAGUGGUGAAAAUAAUAAUGGUAACAAUGGUGAUGACUCUUCAAGUAAUGGUAAUAAUGGUGAAAAUUCUAAUGGUGGUAAUGGUAAUGAUAAUAAAGGUAAUGGAAACAAAGGUGAUGGAUCUAAUAAAAAUAAUGGAAAUGGAUCAGGAGAUAGUAAUGGACCUCGUUCGCCAUUUGAAGGUAGUAUUCAUAGGACUCUUCAAGUAUUAGAAACAACAUUACAAAAACCUUCUAUACCGGAUGUUUAUCCACAAGUAUUGGCUAUACCAAUAACUCGUCGCCCAUUAUUCCCUGGAUUUUAUAAAGCUGUUGUAAUUAAGGAUCCUCAUGUCACGGCUUCCGUUAAAGAGUUGAUGAAACGUGGACAACCUUACGUAGGAGCAUUUCUUUUAAGAGAUGAGGAAGCGGAUGUCGACAUAAUAACAAACAUUAAUCAAGUUUAUAGAGUGGGGGUUUUUGCCCAAAUUACCAGCGUUUUUCCUGCUAAUGGUGGGCAAGAUGAAAAUUCUUUAACGGCUGUCUUAUACCCUCAUCGACGUAUUCGUAUUAAGGAACUUAUACCUCCUUUAACAACAACAAAUGUUUCGGAGGCUGAGAUCGUCUCUGAUUCAGUACAACAAACUGCUGUUGAUGAGCCACCUAAUUUGAAACCUCCACCACAACAACCUAAAGAUUAUAAUGUUUCACUUGUUAACGUUGAAAACCUCAAUGAUGAAUCAUACAACAGAAAAAACCAAAUUGUUCGCGCUAUAACUUCGGAAAUUGUAGCCGUAUUUAAAGAUAUAGCUACAUUAAAUCCACUUUUUCGGGAUCAAAUUGCUAAUUUUUCAAUGUCUCAAUCCGCCGGAAAUGUAUUUGAGGAACCUGCAAAACUUGCUGAUUUUGCUGCCGCAGUUUCAACUGGUGAACCACAAGAAUUACAAGAAGUACUUGAAAGUUUGGUUAUCGAAGAACGUUUACAGAAAGCUUUACUUGUUCUUAAAAAGGAAUUAGUAAAUGCUCAAUUACAAAGCAAAAUUAGUAAAGAAGUAGAAUCGAAAAUUGCUAAACGUCAAAGAGAAUAUUAUUUGAUGGAACAAUUGAAGGGAAUUAAGAAAGAAUUAGGUAUUGAAUCGGAUGGAAAAGAUAAACUUGUGGAGAAAUUUAAGGAGAAAGCAGAUAAGCUUGCGAUGCCAGAAGGUGUAAAGAAAGUUUUUGAAGAGGAAAUCAAUAAACUUGCUCAUUUGGAACCUGCAGCUUCCGAAUUCAAUGUGACUCGUAACUAUCUUGAUUGGCUCACUCAAGUUCCCUGGGGUUUAAGAUCCCCGGAAAACUAUAAUAUCAAACAUGCUGUUACGGUACUCGAUGAAGAUCAUUAUGGUCUUCAAGAUGUAAAAGAUAGGAUCUUGGAAUUCAUUGCUGUUGGUAAAUUAAGGGGUACCGUCGAAGGGAAAAUAUUGUGCUUUGUUGGACCUCCUGGUGUUGGAAAAACUUCUAUUGGAAAGUCAAUUGCAAGAGCUCUUUCCCGUCAAUUCUAUCGUUUUAGUGUAGGCGGUCUUACUGAUGUCGCCGAAAUCAAAGGUCAUCGACGUACAUAUGUUGGAGCAAUGCCUGGCAAGGUUGUUCAAGCAUUAAAGAAGGUGCAAACUGAGAAUCCAUUGAUUCUUAUCGAUGAAGUUGACAAAAUUGGUAGAGGACAUCAAGGUGAUCCAGCUUCCGCACUUUUAGAACUUCUUGACCCUGAACAGAAUUCAUCAUUUUUGGAUCAUUAUAUGGAUGUUCCAAUAGAUCUUUCAAAAGUGCUUUUUGUUUGUACAGCGAAUGUAGUAGAUACAAUACCAGGACCAUUACUUGAUCGUAUGGAAGUAAUACAACUUUCUGGAUAUGUAGCUGAUGAAAAAGUUGCUAUUGCUUCUAAAUAUUUAGCACCAACUGCAAAAGAUAUGGCUGGUUUGCAAAAUGCUAAUGUUAUACUUAAACAAGAUGCUAUUGAAGCAUUAAUUAAAUCAUAUUGUCGAGAAAGUGGUGUUCGUAAUCUUAAAAAACAUAUUGACAAAAUUUACCGCAAAGCAGCUCUAAAGAUAGUAAAGGAUAUCGGCGAAGAAGAAUUGCCUCCACAAGAACUUGAUAAUAUCGAGGCAGAAUCCGAAACUCCUGAAAAGGAAAAGGAAAAGGACAAAGAAACAACUAUCACAUCUGAACCACGUAAACCUUUGGAAGUUCCUUCAGAUGUUCAUGUUGAUAUUACUUCUGAAAAUUUGAAGGAAUACGUAGGACCCCCUCUAUGGCAUUCAGAUCGCCUAUAUGAUAAUACACCACCUGGUGUUGCCAUGGGCUUGGCUUGGACAAGUAUGGGUGGUUCCGCAUUAUAUGUUGAAUCCACACUUGAGUCUAUCCUUACUCCAACAUCAACUCCUUCUCUUUCAAAAACUGGACAAAUGGGUGAUGUAAUGAAGGAAUCUUCAAACAUUGCGUACACAUUUGUAAAAAGCUUAAUGGCUCGGUCAUACCCGGAAAAUAAAUUUUUUGAAAGAGCUUCUAUACAUCUUCAUGUACCAGAAGGCGCAACUCCAAAGGAUGGUCCUUCUGCUGGUAUUACCAUGGCAACUUCACUUCUUUCUCUCGCGCUUAAUAAGUCACUUGAUCCGACUAUUUCAAUGACUGGUGAACUUACGCUUACCGGAAAAGUUUUGAAAAUCGGAGGACUUCGUGAGAAAGCUGUAGCAGCUAAAAGAUCAGGAGUAUCCACUAUAAUUUAUCCUGAUUCAAAUAUUAGUGAUUGGGAAGAAUUACCUGAAAAUAUUAAAGAAGGUCUUAAUGGUAUACCUGUAGGGUGGUAUGAUGAAGUUUUUAAAGUAGCAUUUGGAAAUGUAACAAAUGAAUCCGCUGCUAAAUCGUGGUCGAAAAUGAUAGAACCUAGAACUAAAGUUGGUGAGGUUAUCAAUAAUAAGAAAGAAAUUGCAGGAAUUCAUGGCAUCAAUAGCAAGAAAGAUAAUGUAUUGGAAGUUGCAUGAAUUUAAAUGGACUUUAAAAAAGAGUAAAUGAUUUAUUUUUUUUUACUUUAUUCUUAUUAAUUUUAUUAAUUUAAAAAAUGUGAUAGAUUUAGACUAUAACGUGUGAAGAUAUUCAUUAUAGUUAAUAAAAACAAAAGUUUAUUCUCUAAUAAUAAAUUACAUAAGAUGAUUUGAAUAUGUAUUCCUGAAUUAUAGAUAAAAUAUUAUGAUACAA
Rhizophagus irregularis DAOM 181602=DAOM 197198 is the source of this 3758-nucleotide messenger RNA. NCBI's taxonomy places the organism in Eukaryota, Fungi, Glomeromycota, Glomeromycetes, Glomerales, Glomeraceae. The record is from RefSeq and is a predicted model, not a curated record.